AUGGCAAGCAACUCUGGAUCAUUAGGUAAGAUGAGUAACAACUCAAGACGAAAGUUCAUUGAGACAAUGAUUGCCGGGAUCUCUGAGAACAGCCAAGAUGAAUCUAUGGCAGAUGUAGAUAUAAUUGUGGAGGGCGAGAAGUUCCCUUGUCACAGACUCAUCCUGGCAACAAUGUCUCCCUACUUCAAGGCCAUGUUUCAUUCUGGAAUGAUGGAAACACGUGAAAGGGCAAUAACAAUUCCAGGAAUAUCUAAAUCAGCUUUUGUGGAAGUAAGAGCAAGUAUGUAUGGAAGUGACUAUAACAUCACAACAGAGAAUGCGAUGGAGUUACUCCAUGCUGCAGCUCUGUUCCAGAUCAUCUCGCUGCAGGAGGCAUGUGAGGAGUUCCUUGCUAAAGAGAUGGAUAUGGAGAACUGUCUGAUGCUUUUCAAGGUUGCUCGAUCCUGUAACUGUAAAGUUUUAUUGGAGAAAUGUAGACCAUUUGUUAUGGAAGGGUUUAAUGGGCUUUGGAAAUCUGAUGAGUUUAAGACUUUGGAUUUAGAGGAUUUGGAGAGUAUCGUCAGAGAUGAUGACCUCGUCCCUGUAGAUGAAGAACAGAUAUGUGAAGCAACACUGAAGUGGGUGGAGGCUGAUUUAGGCAAGCGGGAAAAAUAUCUUGGAAGAUUAUUUAGGCAUAUCAGACUUGUUAAUGUUAGCCCAGAGUAUCUGUUAGAUGUAUUAUACAAUAUGGAAUUAUUAGUGAAUGAUGAAAACUGUAAACGUUACCUGGAUGAAGUGAGAGACUACCACAUACUGCCAGCUAGGCGACAGGAGUUUGCUUCAGGAAGGUUCCAUCUUAGGAACAGUGAUGAUUUUGAGGAAGUGAUUCUGGCAUUGACAGAAUAUGACAUGGAAAGAUCAGGGUCCUUUUAUCAGGAUGGAAAGUGUCUGUGGGCCUACAGCCACCACCAGGGACGCUGGUACACCCUUGCUCCCAUCCCUCUUCAGCAAAAUCCCGGCACAGGUUUUAGUGUAGUGCCAUUUCGCAAUGACUUGUAUCUCACUGGGGGGACUUCUACCAUGAAGAAUGUGCUAAAGUAUGACUCUGAGCGCAAUGAAUGGGUUUCGUGUGAAUCUAAUCUGAAGCGAGGACGCUGCAACCACAUGAUGGCUGCAGUUCGUGAGAGUAUAUAUGUACUUGGUGGAUACAAUGCUAAGAUGGCAGAGGGAAACAACGUUCAGGGAUCUAUUGAGGAGUAUAACAUAAAUUCCCGUCGCUGGCGGACAACUGGUGAACUCAUCACCUCUGUGCAAUCUGCAGCUGCAGUGGCAAUUGGAGAGAAGAUUUACAUCCUUGGGGGAAAAGAAGAAGAUGAGUCAUACUUUGAUGGCAUCCAGAUAUUUGACACACGACAACGUGAAACAAAAGUGGAGCCAGGCAUCCUGAAGGGAUUAACUCAACCUCUUCAGGUCAUUGCCGUAGAUGGCAAAGUUAUUGUCAUUACUGCUGCUGGGGAGGUGUAUGACUUUAGAUACACUAAGAUGAAGUUGAAUCUGGUGAAGCGCUUGCACCAAGAUUGCAUACCAAUACUGGGUACUGCUCAUUACAGGGGUUAUAUCAUGUUACUCUCUGCCUCCAAAGACAAGCCUCUAGUCUUCUCCAAGCUAUUUAGGUUAGAGCUGAGGUGCUCUCCCACGCGACUUGAUGUUCUAUCUCCUAAAACCAACACAAAGCCCAAGCCCAUUCAUGCUUGUCUUCGUUGCAUUGUCAAUAAACAGUUCAUGUAUCAUACCUAUUUCCAAUAG
This is a messenger RNA of Ylistrum balloti, 1785 nucleotides long. Its product is annotated as kelch-like protein 24. Gene Ontology annotation, molecular function: protein binding. Lineage: Eukaryota; Metazoa; Mollusca; Bivalvia; Pectinida; Pectinidae. The transcript has a single exon. The coding region runs from base 1 to 1785 and encodes 594 amino acids. The record is from RefSeq and is a predicted model, not a curated record.